GCCCAGGCUGGCUGGGUGGGGGUAGGGAGACCUUGGCCUGGACAAACAGAGGCUCUGGGGCCUGCGAGCCGGCCCGGCACCCACCUGCCACUCCCAAAGGAUGCCCGUGGCCGAGGCCCCCCAGGCAGCUGGGGGACAGGGCGAUGGAGGCGACGGUGAGGAGGCAGAGCCGGAGGGGAUAUUCAAGGCCCCCGAGGACUCCAAGAGAAAAGUCCAGGACUACCUCCGCCUGACGCCACUGUGGCUGGCCCUCAUCGUGCUGGCCUUGGUGGGGGUCCUGCUCUGGUAUUUCCUAGGGUACAAGGCGGAGGUGACGGUCAGCCAGGUGUACUCCGGCAGUCUCCGUGUGCUCAAUCGCCACUUCUCCCAGGACCUCGCCCGCCGGGAGUCCAGUGCCUUCCGCAGCGAAACUGUCAAAGCCCAAAAGAUGCUCAAGGAGCUCAUCGCCAGCACCCGCCUGGGUACUUACUACAACUCCAGCUCAGUCUACUCCUUUGGGGAGGGACCUCUCACCUGCUUCUUCUGGUUCAUCCUGCAAAUCCCCGAGCACCGCCAGCCGAUGCUGAGCCCCGAGGUGGUGCGGGAGCUGCUGGCGGAGGAGCUGCUGUCCACGGCCAACAGCUCGGCCCCCGCCCCCUACAGGGCCGAGUAUGAGGUGGACCCCGAGGGCCUGGUGAUCCUGGAAGCCAGCGUGAAAGACAUAGUUGCCCUGAAUUCCACGCUGGAGGUUCCACGGUCUUCCUCCUGA
Molecule: messenger RNA, 748 nt
Organism: Leptonychotes weddellii (Weddell seal)
Lineage: Eukaryota; Metazoa; Chordata; Mammalia; Carnivora; Phocidae
Source: RefSeq, a predicted model, not a curated record